Molecule: messenger RNA, 228 nt
Organism: Entrophospora sp. SA101
Lineage: Eukaryota; Fungi; Glomeromycota; Glomeromycetes; Entrophosporales; Entrophosporaceae
Source: the annotation of a GenBank genome assembly
AUGGAUGUUGCUCAAACUGCCCCAAGAGGUAAUGUAAGGAGACGAAAUACGCCUGGAGCUAAUAAGACAGUAUCUAGAGCUGGUGGUAGUUCAACAACAAUGAUGAAAUUGUAUACAGAUGACGCACCAGGACUUAGAGUAGAUCCUGUGGUAGUUGUAGUACUUGCUCUUGCAUAUAUUGGAUCUGUAUUUUUCCUUCAUAUUUACGGAAAAUUUACUCGUGGUUAA